AUGGCUGCCGCUUCAAGCAUUCACUCAGUCGUUGAUUCGAUCAAAAAUUCCCUGCAUAUUGAUGACAAGGGACCAUCAAAUGGCAAAAAUGUCGAAGCGCAACCAGACCGGCCGGAUUCUGGAUUAUCAAUAGCAGACAAAACGUCUAAUGACAAGCCCGGCUCGAAAACGGUAGAGCUUGACAUGGACGACGUCGAAUAUAGAGAUGUUGUCAUCGCUGGCGCGGGUCCCGCAGGUCUCCUUCUAGCAACCAUGCUAGGUCGGCACUCGCGAGGAUCACAACCGGCACCGUCAUUCAUCUGCGUCGAACCACAAUUUCGAUCGACUCCCGCCGGGCACGCCGAUGGUCUCAACGCUCGUUCAAUUGAGAUGUUCAAAUCUCUCGGUCUUCUAGAUGAACUAUUGCAGCACGCUGUGGCCCUCACGGAGCGCGCGGUCUGGGCGGAAGCUCCGUCAGAUCAUAGUUUGAAAUCCAGUCCAGAGUCUGAGAAUGGCAAUCGAAACAAAGCCGCGCGCAAAAUGAUACGGGUCGCCAAGCACUCUAUGGGCGGCCCAAAUGAUGCUCGAUCAUACAAUCUCAUUGGGUUACGACAGGGCAAAGUCGAAGAUGUCCUCUCCGCUGAUGUGCAGAGGAGCAUGCCUGGUUCAUUGCUUCGUGGUUUCCAGGUCGUCGAUGUGCGACUGGAUGAGGUCGACGCCACAUACCCCGUCGUGGUAGAUCUUGCAAAAGUGUCAGAAGAUGGGAGCCUACUUCAGCCACCGCAGACUCGAAGAAUCCGAUGCAGGCAUCUUGUCGGCGCUGACGGAGCGCACUCUACAGUGCGCAAGAAGGUUGGAAUUGUGAUGGAAGGUGAUUCAACUGACCAGGUCUUCGGUGUUGUUGAUCUUCCUGUUGAUACGGAUUUUCCUGACAUCCGUCGGGUUUGCCAAGUACAGAACGAAUCCGGGAUGAUCAUGGUCAUUCCACGAGAGCAAGAUGCUGAAGGUGAAUGGCUGACUCGGUUCUAUGUCGACAUGAAGGAAAUCGAGAUCCGGCGACGUCAACAAGCAGCGGAGAGGGAGGCUGAAAAACUGUCUACUAAAGAUGUCUCCACGGCUGAGGUCACCGCUACUAUCAACGGCCAACAAGAUGCAAAGGCGCCUACGAUCAUGAUCAAGAAUACUCGGCAGAGAUCCACAAUCACUGAGGAUGACAUUCUGCAACGCAUCGAGGAAAUAUUCGCACCCUUCCGUAUGCAGAAGAAAGCUGGCACCCACGUCAAUUGGUCAACGUCUUAUGCCAUUGGACAACGCGUCGCGUCCGAGUUUAUCCGUACCGAUUUUGCUGGUAUGCCGAGAGUCUUUCUCGUAGGAGAUGCAUGCCACACGCACAGCCCGAAACUUGGCCAAGGCAUGAAUGUCAGUAUGGCCGAUAGUUACAACCUAGCGUGGAAACUCACUCGCUCAAUAUCUCCGGUGUCUCCCCUCACCGGAGCGAUUGAUGCUGCGGCAGCUGCCAAUUCCGCCGUUCUUCUUCACAGCUAUGCCACUGAACGUCGUGCCAUUGCCCAGAGGCUUAUUGACAUUGACCGUCAAUGGUAUGCUCUUACAUGGUCGGCAGACAGAGAUCGACAACACGAGGCUAGCCGCCAUCAGGAGGCAGAUGCUCUAUUGGACGAAAUCAUGACUUUCGCAUCCGGACUCGGCAUUGUCUAUAGCCAAUCCUUCCUGACGCACGCAUCGACUAUUGUAUCACCUACUUCUCGGGACUCUGCUCCGCCAACAACGGAUGGCGAGAGCCAGGAGCUAGCUAACGCUGCUGAUCCCAAGUCGCUUGCAUCAGAAGCUGAAAAAGAGAAGCCUUUCUCCUCCCCAGCACAGCCCGGUCGGCGAUUCGCAAACCGCCUCUUGACCCGUCUCGCAAACAGCGAACCUCGUGACCUCCACGAUCAAAUCCUUCCCAACCUAGCUCGAUUUUUCGUGCUCAUUUUCACAGGCCGCGACAUUCUCAACACGCAGAGCCAAUCCUCGAAGACAGUACAAAUCAUCUUUGAGAGAAUUCUCCCGAAAUACAACCACUACAGCACAACCUGCGAAGCCAAGGUCGUCACGCCCGAGCACGUCUUGGGAGCUGAUCAUGGCAAAGAAUCGGAGAUGACCUCGAUCCAUGACAUUGUUGAUCCCUGGACUGCGCUUCCCGCUUGUGUCAAGCGCAGCGCGGAGAUGGAAACUUUCUCAUUGUCCGACGCGGGCUACGAGUAUUACGGUUUGAACAGUGCUCACAGCACGGUUGUCGUAGUGAGACCAGAUGGAUGGGUUGGAGCGCGAUUUGAGGUCGUCGGAGAACAGGAGGGUCCGGUCAAGGGUGUCGAGGAGAAAUUGGAUGAAUACCUGGGAGGGAUAUUUCGAAGAGCGUGA
Dissoconium aciculare CBS 342.82 is the source of this 2397-nucleotide messenger RNA. RefSeq names its product FAD/NAD(P)-binding domain-containing protein. The transcript is spliced from 3 exons. Gene Ontology annotation, molecular function: FAD binding. The record is from RefSeq and is a predicted model, not a curated record. NCBI's taxonomy places the organism in Eukaryota, Fungi, Ascomycota, Dothideomycetes, Mycosphaerellales, Dissoconiaceae. The coding region runs from base 1 to 2397 and encodes 798 amino acids.